Messenger RNA from Cucurbita pepo subsp. pepo (vegetable marrow), 1875 nucleotides. RefSeq lists its product as uncharacterized. Gene Ontology annotation, molecular function: metal ion binding; phosphatidylinositol binding. The record is from RefSeq and is a predicted model, not a curated record. NCBI's taxonomy places the organism in Eukaryota, Viridiplantae, Streptophyta, Magnoliopsida, Cucurbitales, Cucurbitaceae.
GAAAUAAAAGAUUUGUUGAAUUCUCGAAAGAGGUUCAGGUUCGUCGGUUCUUUCCCAUUUCAUCCGCCAUCGUCGUUCUCAUCGGUUUCCCCAGCUCAGACCCGACGUAGCAAAUCAUUUCGUUCAGCCGAAAUCUUCUUAUGAUCAAGUGCGCUAAAUCUCCUUGGUUUUAGUUAUUGAACGCAACUAUUGUAGUCAUGGCUACCUUAAACGAAAAAGUUACAUAUUCUUCCCUUUCUAAUGUUGGAAAGGUGAACAGAGGCCACAAUGAUGAUGACGAAUGUGAUUCCCUAUGGGCCAUGCCUAAUGAUAGUGCGCCCUUCCAUUCGAACUCUAAGUUUUCUUUUGAAUCUGAAGACUUCAUUGAGGAAGGAUACGAUUCAAGUGAUGAAUUCGAUAUUCCAAAGCAAAAUAGUAUGCGUCCAGAGGUGAAUUUAAAAAAUGUUUUAAAUGGGAUGUUUGCUAUAUUGACUGGUGUGAAUAAAUCUUCCGAUGUUUCCUCCGAUCAACAAGUUCCCAGUUCAAAUAUUUCAUUCCUUGGUUCUGAAAAGAAUGGAGAUACUUAUUUGCAUUCCUCGGUCUACAUUCCCAGUGCCCCACCUCUUUUCGAGCCAAAUACGAUUAAUUAUAAUGCUUAUAAAGAUGUUUUGGAGGCUGAGCCUCCAGAGUGGCUUCCAGAUAGUUCUUCUUCGAUUUGUAUGCAGUGUACUGCCCCUUUUACUGCAAUCACUCGUGGUAGGCAUCAUUGUCGAUUUUGUGGAGGGAUUUUCUGUCGAGCCUGUACAAAUGGGAGGUGUUUGAUGCCUAUUAAGUUCAGAGAGAGAAAUCCACAGAGGGUAUGUGAUGCCUGUUAUGACAGGCUUGAUCCUUUACAGGGUGUACUUAUUAACAGCAUUAGCAAUGCUGUGCAAAGGGCGAAACAUGAUGUGAUGGACUGGACGUGUUCAAGAGGGUGGUUGAAUCUCCCUAUUGGUCUAUCCAUGGAACAUGAGAUAUACAAAGCAUCCAAAACGCUAAGAGGAUACUUCCAGGUCUCUAGGCUAAAUCCUGAAAAGUCUAUACCCUCGGCUGUACUAAAGAGGGCCAGAGGUCUUGCAAUUUUGACAGUUGCCAAAGGUGGAGUGUUGGUUGCUUACAAAUUUGGCACUGGUUUGGUAAUUGCCCGAAGGUCAGAUGGUUCGUGGUCUGCCCCUUCAGCUAUAUUAUCUGUUGGAUUAGGAUGGGGUGCCCAGAUUGGUGGCGAGCUCAUGGAUUUCAUAAUCGUGCUUCAUGAUUCAAAAGCUGUUAAAACAUUCUGUAGCCGAAUGCACUUCUCACUUGGUGCUGGGUGUAGUGUUGCUGCUGGUCCUGUUGGUAGAGUCUUGGAGGCAGAUAUCCGUGCUGGAGAUCGGGGUUCUGGCAUGUGCUAUACGUACAGUUGUAGCAAAGGCGCAUUUGUUGGAGUAUCAUUGGAAGGAAACGUUGUAGCAACAAGGAUGGACACAAAUCUAUGCUUUUAUGGUGAUCCCUAUCUAACCACCUCUGAUAUUCUGUUGGGGACGGUAGAGAGGCCGAGAGCUGCCGAACCGUUGUACUCUGCGCUUGAUGACUUCUAUUCCAUUCUGCAAUGACCAACUCUCCUCGUUGUAUAGCAGACGUCUCCAUGGCUGUGCUGUGCUAUGAACUGCCGUGUAAGCUCUGAUCCAAAGUUUAUAUUUCCUAGAUUGUAAAUAUACAUGCAUCCACAACUAGAAGCAUAUAGUUAUUGCCUUGUCUCAAAGUUUGGCUGGUUUAUUCUUGUGUAAAUAUACAUUUAUUUGCAACCCACCCCAUAAGCAUUGUAAUGUUUAGAAUUGGAAUGUUUAUUCAUUGUAUAAAUAUAUAUUUAUUAGCAUA